Anneissia japonica is the source of this 2009-nucleotide messenger RNA. RefSeq names its product amine sulfotransferase-like. The record is from RefSeq and is a predicted model, not a curated record. Gene Ontology annotation, molecular function: sulfotransferase activity. The transcript is spliced from 7 exons. Gene Ontology annotation, cellular component: cytoplasm. Lineage: Eukaryota; Metazoa; Echinodermata; Crinoidea; Comatulida; Comatulidae. Gene Ontology annotation, biological process: sulfation. The coding region runs from base 209 to 1165 and encodes 318 amino acids.
AAAAAAAAUAGAUAGUUGAAUGACCAAAGCAUUGAGCUUUUAUGGUGUGUCGUUUUUAUCAAUCCUAUUCUGUUCGGUCAACAUUGUUUACUCAGAGAUAAUGGAUACAUGAUGUGCCACAUAAUAAUGCAGGUUCACUUUCUGAGCAUUGUUUAAACAUAUUGUGAUAUAGUUGUGUCAGCAGUAUACGGGCCAAACGAACUUCAGAAUGGAAGACAAACCAGCUCCCCUCCUGGGUGAUAUGGUAAUAAAUGGCUUCAGAUGGCCGCCAAUGGCGUGUGAUGACAUGCCAGAAGAAUUGAGAAAGUUUAAGGUCAGACAUGAUGAUGUGUUUAUCGUCACAUACCCUAAGUCCGGAACCCAUUGGAUGACAGAAAUUAUGAAGAAUAUUGUUUGUGGGGGAGACCUGGAAAAGGUUAAGGAAUAUGGCCAUACUAUUCCUUUAGAAUUCUUCAAUUUAUUCAAAAAAUAUGACAGCUUCCCGACAGAUAAGCCGAGAGUCAUGAUGACACAUGUUCCCGUAGAUAUCCUACCAAAAGAAGUGUUUGAGGGUAAAGGAAAGGUUGUGUACGUUGGGCGAAAUCCAAAAGAUACAGCUGUAUCCUACUGGCAUUUUUUGAAAGAGCGACGAUACCUGGAAGAGUAUGAGAAAUGGGAGAACUUUCUAGCAGCAUUUUUGAAACCUGACAUGAUGUGUGGAUCUUGCUAUGGAAAAAUAGAAAUUGGUUUCAUCAUUAUUUCAGUGAUGUGUGGAUCUUGGUUUGAUAUCAACCUGAAAUACUAUGAACACCGUGAUGCGAAGAAUUUCUUGUUCUUAACUUACGAAGAAAUAAAACUCGAUCACAAAGGAUGUGUUAUUCAGCUUUGUGAUUUCGUUUCUCGUCACAUGACGGAUGAACAAGUUGACCUAAUUGUGAAUAAUACAACAUUUUCCAGCAUGAAAUCGAUAUUUACUGGUGAAUUACCGGUUGACUUGAAUAAACAGCUUGAAAACCUUCCUAAACUAGAAGCCAUAGGUGAUCCAAAUCAGAAGUUUAGCGUUUUGAGAAAAGGUGUUGUCGGUGAUUGGAAGACACAGUUUACCGUCGCUCAAAAUGAGUUAUUCGACGAAAUUUACAACGAGAAGAUGAAAGGAUCUUCUUUGAGGAGACGAAUACUAUUUUAAGUUUAUGCUUGAGUUGUUAUGGAAACCCGGUCAUAUUAAUAAUGAUAAUAAUUAAUUUAUAAUAAUAAUAAUAAUAAUAAUAAUAAUAGUAAUAAUGUAUGUAUGCAUAUUGCGCAGUGCAUCUAUGCGCUUUACAUGCAAUUAAUAUCAAUUCAUUUAUUGCAGUGCUAAUGAAUAAUUAACAAUCGCUACUGUAGGUUGCCAAAAUAAUUGCGAUAAUUCGUUUAUUGACCUCCUGACCAAGAUUUACUCUAAAAAUCGAUGAAAUUAUGUGAUAUAGUUUAUUGAUGGAAUAUUGUAUAAAUAUAUCAUCCUGUUAUUUUAGGCCGUCGUUAAGGUGAAUGAUGAGGGCUUCUCUUAUGAGUCCAUGAGGCUAAUUUUCUCUUCGCACAUGGGGACACUAAAUUGUUCACUCAAUAUGGGUUUUUGCACGUAGUUAAACUAUGAUGGAAUAGAUUGUUUAUCAUUUUGUUUUAAUUAACCUAAAAACGAAUUGAUAUAUACACUUAAUUGUAACAAUUAUUUGCGACGCAAAUAUAAUACAAUUAUGAUAUGAUUUUUUUUUUCAUUUCAUUUAUUUAGGCUCGUGCGGAACACGAGUAAUAGUGUCCCCUUAACACAAGUUGAAAAAGUGUUUAUUUGACCAUUUGGCACACUUAUAAAGUGUCCUUGUACGUUCCCUUAAUAGGGAUUACAUUAUAUUUGCUGGAAACGGGUGUCCCCUUAAUGGAGGUGUCCCAGAGGAGGGGUUGUAUUGUAAUGGUAUUGCUGUUAUGGGUUUUGAGUUAGGUGGAAGUUAAACGGUUCAGUUAUAGAUGAUAAAUAAAGGUUUUCUUCAUGAUGA